Molecule: messenger RNA, 2409 nt
Organism: Pimephales promelas (fathead minnow)
Lineage: Eukaryota; Metazoa; Chordata; Actinopteri; Cypriniformes; Leuciscidae
Biological process (GO): negative regulation of MAPK cascade; peptidyl-tyrosine dephosphorylation
Cellular component (GO): cytoplasm; cytosol
Molecular function (GO): MAP kinase tyrosine phosphatase activity; MAP kinase tyrosine/serine/threonine phosphatase activity; protein tyrosine/threonine phosphatase activity
Source: RefSeq, a predicted model, not a curated record
UGUCCACGUGAGCUUCAUUCAGCUGAGCGCUGCAAAGAUGAAUGGCUGGGGGGGUGGAAGAUGGAAACGUUGGAAAAAUGGAGCAGAGACAUCAUGGCACCUCAUCAGCUGGAUAGGAAAUAUCAUUCCAAACAAAAUGGCAUGAUUGCAAAAAAUCUACUGAACUCUCUCAAGAUUCGCAAUCGUUUGCAGCUCCAGCCCAUUUCUCGUUCAGCAUGUGCCACUGGCUCCUGUCCAGACCUGAUGAAUAGGAACGAGCAGCCCGACUCCCGGCCGCUAGCCAUGGCCUUGACGCCCCAGCUACCGCCCAGGACCCAUCGGCCCCUGUGUCUCUCGGUGUCCUCCGACAGCAAUGGACGCUUUAAAGCUCUGGAGACCCAGGAAUGGAAGAACAACCUCAAAGCUCAGAUGGAGCAGGCCCAUAGUGCCGGAGCGGCCAGCAGCACAGGCUCCCUUGAAAGAGCGUCUCUGUUUUGCGCUUCUGGCUCCACCAGCACCAGCUCUGGCCUCUCCAGUCCGGUGGAGCACCUCACCAAGAGCAAGUCCUCUAGUCGCUUUUCACUCUUCUCCCCUCCUUGGAACAGCAGCUCUGAGUCUGACUCUAACCCCCCUUCCCGCUCGGGAUCCAAGAAAAUGCGCAACUACAGUCGCAGAGCAGUUCCCGGCAGUGCCAAGACGGGCCCAGAGACUCCAGAACCCAAGCAGAGCGUCUCUGAACACUUCCAGUACUCGGAUCCGGUUAUAUCCAAGGUCACAGACUACAUUUACGUGGGCAACCUGAACGCGGCUUAUAGCGGACGUACGUUGUGCCGAAAUAACAUCGAUAGCAUCAUCGACAUGAGCAGCCUACCUGGGGAGACUUGUUUGAGAGUCAUUCCUUGCACUUGUUCAAGGGGCGUCAAGCAUAGUUGGUCUCGGCUCAAAGUGGACAUGAGCGACCUCCCGGACACCGUCCAAGAAGGCCUCGCCCUCAAGCACCGGUGCUUUGAGGACAUCAACGAGUGCAUCGAUGCCUCCACGGAGAAGAGGAAGCGAGUGUUGGUCCAUUGUCGGGAUGGUAUUUCCCUUGCCCCCACUUGCAUUAUCCAGUACCUCAUGGUCAAACAAAAUAUGAGGCUUAUUGCUGCUUAUGAGCUGCUCAGAGCCAAACACCCCAUCAACAUUCGCGAGUCCCAUCAGAACGUUCUGGUAAGUCUCGAAAGAGCGCUGCGACCCGGCGGGAACACGGACCCAGAGUGCUUUAAACAGGCCAUCUCCCGCAAAGUGGCUUGGACCUAAUAGAGAGCCUUGGGGAACCUCAGUUUUAUUUGACCGUUUUUGUAGUUUGUGCUUUUACUUUGUACAUUAAUUCCUUUGUUAACAGUGAAAGGCAGCUUUUUGGUGUGUUAACUGCGAUGGAUGUCAUGGUGUGAGUGCUAUCUGUGAAAAUUACUUAAGUUGUUCGGUGGCCAUUUUAGAGAAAAUAUGAGUCAUUCGUUUUUACAAACACGCUUUGUGCUGCUGCUAAACAAUGGGAUUUGUUUGGGAAUAUCUCUUAUUUCUUCUUCUUCUUCACAUGGGUAAAUAGCCAUGCUGUGCAGGUUUAUGCUGAGGAAGACUUUUAGUGGGAACUCAGGAGAUGAAACGAUGUCAUAUAUGACUGCGAACGCCACUACUGAGGCUGAAACGUCAAACUGGAGUAUUAUCAAUUCAACAUCUCUAACACUUUAACAGAUUGAGGACUAAACAUGAUUAGUCAUCGUAUCUGGCUGUAAAAAGCACAACCUUGGUUAGCCUCCUUAUUCUUUUGAAAAUUGGUUGAUAUUUCGCUAUGUUUAUCCAGGGUUGAGUAGUCCUCUAUGAGGAGUCAUUUCAUGUACUAAGCUUCUUUUAUUAAAUGUUUAAUUUUCAACAUGUUUGAUCAAAUACUGAUUUCAGUGCUUGGAUAAAAAUGUGAAUUUUGCGAUAAUGUAAUUGAAUCUGGCCCUCUUUGUACCUUUUAGGGAGUCUUGGUAUUUGGAAAGUGAGUUGUGGAGCAAUGCUCAGUUGCAAAGGCUUGAUAUUGCACUAACCACAAGGAAAUGCACAUGUUUGUUGACACAUGACUUAGUUUGAUUUAAUGCAGUGAAUAUAGAUCAAAAAUAUUUUUAUGAUAAUGUCUAUGCUUUGAUUGUUGUACCUGGUUUCUAUUGAAUUUUUAUUUUGCCAUUUAAAAAAACGCAACAACAACCCUAGCACAUGUAUGUCACAGAGACAACUUGGACAUUUCAUUUAGAGAAUAAGAAUCCUUUAUGUUCCCUGAUAUAAAUUAAACCCAAUUUAAAUUCCAAUGCAACAAAUAUCUUAGUGUGUAGUGUCACUCUCAGAAAAAAAGGUACAAAAGCUGUCACUGGGGCUGUACCUUUUCAAAAGGUACACUUUUGUACCCAA